Molecule: messenger RNA, 1287 nt
Organism: Fusarium sp. VM40
Lineage: Eukaryota; Fungi; Ascomycota; Sordariomycetes; Hypocreales; Nectriaceae
Source: the annotation of a GenBank genome assembly
AUGGCUACCGACGAUGAUGAAUACAUUUGCGACUGCUGGCCAAAGAUGCCCAAUGGGAAAGACUUUGAUGGCUCCGACCUGCUGAAUCUUGUCCGCAAGGGGAGCAGCCCUUUCAAGGACAACUGGGAUGUGAACAAACUCUUGCAAGAAAUCGAGGCUCACAUGCAUGCCAAAGUGGUUGACAUCCCUCACGUAUCCUCGGGAUCUAACAACAUGGGCCUUCACAUGAAGCUUUCGAAUCAACGCGAGAUUCUCGUUCGUCUCGGUCGCGCCGACAUUAAUGUGCCCAACUACGAUGGCUUUACCUUCGACACUAUUAUCCGCGAGCUCAACUUCGAGAGUGCCGCCUACACCCUGCUCUCGGGGCAUCCAGAGAUCCCUGUUUCAACUCUUCUUUACCUGCGUCCCCCUGUUAAGCAUGAGUCUGGGGUGGAUUAUGACGUGGGAAGAAGUGUCCAAGGUCGGCGACUGAUGGUCUUUGACUUUUCCCAUGGCAGAAGCAAUGUCUGGUGGCAACUGCUGCCAGAAGGCAAAGAUGACCUUGUCUCCCAAGCUGCACGUCUUCGAGCCUCUUUGUUCAACUACGACCCACCUAAGGACUUUGUCGCCACUUUCCUCCUCCAGCGCAUCUUCGCUUUCAUGCCCAGCGAGCUGCCCUGCCUGGUCGAGCCCACCAGAGACUUCUGGCUCACCGUCUUCCGCUGCAAGAUUGAAGCAACGAUCAAGAAUGAAGGCGACAUGAUUGGAUGGGAAUUUGACAACAAUACUGUCGGUCCAGAGGCUUUGAAGGCGAAGCAAUCUCUUCUUCGCUUCUUGCCACACAUGCUACCGUCGGAAGAGAAUGAGAAAGAUCUGUAUCGUAUGGUGCUAGAGCAUGGCGACUUCGGCAUUCACAACAUGUCUAUCACGACCGAAGCGGACAAGAACCACGUUCAUAUAAAGUCACUUUAUGACUGGGAGACGGGCUGCAUUUGGCCCGCUAUGCUGUCAGAUCCCGAGAUGGCUCUCCCUGUUGACCUUAAUGUAGACGAGAAUGGUAAGCCCACCAUCACACGAAUCUCAGAGGACGAAACCGCUGAAUACCGAAACGAAUUCAUGAAUCACGCCAAAAACUACGUUGAGGUUCUUCAUCAACACGCGCCUGAUUUCGAACGUGUCACGAAGGCUGGAAAGGACGCACGCUACCUCUGGUUCCAGCUCAAACGUUGGCGAGGCGAUGACCCGGAGGAGUUCUUCGGAGAACUAGGCGCCUGGGCUGAGCGUCGCAUGGUAGAGAAGGGCUUUUGA